UACACUAUCUUCUCUAAUCCUAUCACUAUAAGUCACAAGAAGCACUAGAUUAAAAACUUCACAUAACAAAACAAUGAAGAACACAUUACUUGUCCUAUUCCUUUUCUUUGCCUUGAGCACCAAACCAUUGCUCGGUGCAGCCAGUACUGCACCGGAGCAAGUGGUUGACACAUCCGGCAAGGUCGUUCGAGCCGGUUCAAAUUACUAUAUUGUCCCUACUUCUCCUAAUGUAGGUGGCCUUUCCCUCACCAGCACAGGUGAAUCCACAUGCCCUCUUGAUGUUGUGCUUACAACAUCGGAUCCAAACGGUUACCGGGGCCAACCCGUGGUGUUUCAACCGGUUAACAUUAAAAAAGGCAUUGUUCGUGUUAACACUGAUCUCAACAUCUAUUUCGCAUAUGAAUCAAUUUGUGAGUCCACGGUGUGGAUGCUCAAGGACUAUGAUUAUUCAACCGGGCAUUGGUUUGUGACAACUAACAAUGGUGUGUUGGGAAACCCUAGUAGCAACACCGUUGCUAAUUGGUUCAAGAUUGAAAAGUACGAGGAUGGUUAUAAGUUGGUUUAUUGUCCAAGUGUUUGCAAGAAGUGUUACCACAAAUGCAGUGAUAUUGGGAUAUAUGAGGACCAAUAUGGCAAGCGUUUGGCCCUUAGUGAUGUGCCAUUCAAAGUUCGAUUUCAACUUGCGUGAAGCUCAACCUAUGUAUAAAUAUGCCUAGAUCUUGAUGAAUAAUUUUUAUCAUGUACAACUUGUCCUUCACAUUGCUCAAGUUGAACUUCUUGUCGUUGACUAAAUAAAUUAAAUAAUAAAUAAGCAAUGUAUUUUCUUUA
Molecule: messenger RNA, 828 nt
Organism: Arachis duranensis
Lineage: Eukaryota; Viridiplantae; Streptophyta; Magnoliopsida; Fabales; Fabaceae
Product: miraculin
Exons: 1
Coding region: 74-688 (204 amino acids)
Molecular function (GO): endopeptidase inhibitor activity
Source: RefSeq, a predicted model, not a curated record